UGGCCUGUUUGGUAGACUUUUGCUGUUCACUGUUCAGUCAUUGCUGGGCCGUUUGAGCUCUUAGACGUUGACGUCUGUCACUGACAACCCUUAAUAAUAUUAAGCAUGUAUACAAAGCUGAUAGUAAAAUUUAAGGAGAGUGGUUUUGUAAAAAACGUGGUUUCCAUAUCUUUAGAUAUUCUUUUUGUGCUGCGUACUCCGUGUGUUAGAAAAAAACUUUCAGUUUAAAGUUGUUACUUAACAUUUAAGUGCUUUAUACUUGAUAUACCUCAUAUAUUUUAAGCAGCUGCUGCCACAGCGGGAGACUUGAAACCAGGGCAAUUUGUGAUAUUAGUGAUAGUGAUUGUAGACUUAAGGAUUUCUGGUAAAAUGCCUGUCAGAUCGACGGAUUUGAUAAAUCCUAUGGGUUUAUUGGACGAUUUGAGCAGCGACAUGCUCCCGUCUCCGGUAGUAGACGUUAUAUCGGCCCGACCGAAUACAGAACCCGUUUUGUCAGACGACAUAUGGAACAAGUUCGAGCUCGACUUCCCGGAGCUCUCGGGGAUCGACGACAUCUUCGACGAGAUCGACACCAACGAUGACUCCCUUUUGCCCUUUCUGAACGGCAUCUGUCAGAUCCGCAACCACGACUGCAUGUGGGCAGGCCAUUGCGCCAGCAAAGAACAUCCUACAGACGAGCCGCGCUUCCACAUGUAUUGUGCCAUCAACAGCUCCGCACCUGGCUAUACGAGGGCUCCCAUUGUGACGAUAAAACGAGAAAGCAAGCCGCCAGUGCCGUGUCAGCAAAGCCUUCUGAAACCGGCGGUUAGGGCAGCGGCUUGCGUCGUCCCGGUGAUGUCCACCAUGCACACGCCGCAGACACCCCCGAUGUCCGACGACGAGGAGACCAAAUGCAAGCCCACCCAGGUCCUGCAGAUCCUGAACCAGACCAUAGCCGAGUGCGAUCUGGACGACGACAGUGACCUUUGCGACUACAGGGGCGGCGACUACUUCGACGACGACGAAGACAUAGAGGUGAACGUGACGGAUCCCAGCCCUGCAGUCAAAGAAACUGCGAAAUCCAAUAUCCGGUCGUGCCAGUUUGCCGCCGAGAGCGACCACAGCUACCAUAAAGACAAGAAUGCCUCGAUGCACAUGCCCAAUCUCGGAAUAGACACCCCCUCAGAUUCCGAGGAAGAAAUCGAUGUCGUGUCAGUGACUGGGGAGAAGUCAACCAUAAAUAACAGAAUAUGUUCUCUCCCCACAAACCCAAGCGUACGUGAUCGUCAACAGAUCCAAAGACGAAUGGCCACAGCAAUAAGCAAAAACAGAAUAAACGGCAUAAAAACUAUUCUACCAAUUCGAAAGACAAGCACAGAAAAUAAUGCUCAGACGAAGAGAAAACUGCCAGAAUCUCGAGUCGUUAAGAGAACUCGACAAUACAGAACAUCAAACAAUUCACCGUAUAAAAGACGUUCAACUUUGGGUAAUAGUAGUGAUAGCGAAGCAGAACCUUCGGAGAAACGAAGCUUGCAUAAUAACAUGGAAAGACAAAGAAGAAUUGAUCUACGCAAUGCUUUCGAGGACCUGAGGUUACUCAUACCGGAGGUGAGCAAAAAGGAAAAGGCCGCAAAGGUAGUUAUUCUUAGAGAGGCCUCCAAAUAUUGUUAUCAGCUUGGGAAUACUUCCGUUGAUUAUAAUAACCAGCUCAAUGAAUUAAGACGAGAACAGGAACAGCUAAGGAGACGAGUAUCUCAGCUUAGAAGAAGUUUAGCAGCCGCGCGAUAAAUCAUAUGAGUAUUAGAUCGUCUAAUUUUUGGUUUAUUUCAAUUAUACAUUUAGUAAGAGAACACCCACGUCUUGAAAAAUAAUUUGAAUUGGUAAUUCAUAUAGGUACAUAAAUAAUUAUACUGUGAUUUCUUGAGUUUUUAGGGGUAGAGUAAUUCUUAAUUUUUUGUUUUUUUUAACAGGUUUUUAAAGAAUUUUUUUUAAUUUAUGCUGUCAAACACUUCAGAUGUUUUAUUAUAAUUUGGUGAUAAAAAUAAUGUGAUAACCUGCAUACGAGUAUAAUUUUUGUUCUCAUUCUGUUGAUUCAAUUUUGUUUUUGUGUUCUAAGAAUUUUUAAAUAAUUUAAAUUUAAGAAAAAAAUAAAAAAAACAUUGAGUAUUUAAAACAUAAGCAAUAAUGUUUUGUUCUUAUAUGUUCUAUUGUUAUUUGUGUUUAGUUACGUAAGUUUUGUACAUUGUUAGUUUUGAUAGCAUAGUUUUUCAUCGUACCAUUUUUAACGUGUGAAACUGUAAAUUAAGACAUAUUUUUAUAAUUUUAUCAGAGUUGUAUCUGGUACUUUACUUUGUACAAAUGUCUAUACUAAACUACCCAUUAUACAUUUUUUUAUUUUGUUAUAAAAUAAUUGAAGAAAACAUGUUGGUUUAAAUUUUGAAAACCCUAAACUAAUCCGUUUAUAAUUUUAUGUUUUUCACUUUCUUUUGAGAGAAAACAGAAUUACAGUUAAUUUCAUACAAUCAGUUUUAGGGUUGAAUAUUAUGAAGUGGGUAAUAUUUAUUCAAUUUGAGAAUAUAUAGCGGAUACAAUAUUUUACUAAACUAUAAUUUAAAAUGAGUAGCAUAAUAAAUACUACGAUGCAUUUUAGAUGCUUUUUAUCCUUAGAUAUUUUUAAAUUGUCAAGUUACACCCAAACUAAUAUAAUUGUAGAUUUUCUUUUAUUAUGUAGUUAUACAUUUUGUUAAAUUGUUAUGUUUACGUAUUUGGAAUAAUGUUUUUUUUUUUUGGAAAGGCCACCUAAGGGGAUAAUUUUUCAAGAAAUAAGUAGUAUCUUAACAAUAUUUGGAACAUGGAUUAACUUGAAUACAAGGUAUUUGGCCAAUUUUUUUAAUUUUUUUUUACAGACUAAAUGUAUAUUAGGGUGGCGCCCAAAAAAACGAAUAUUUUUUUUCGUGUCUUGUGAAAAUAUGUUAGUUUAUCAUGUUUUAAGAGCCCCUUCAAAAAAUCAA
Anoplophora glabripennis (Asian longhorned beetle) is the source of this 2990-nucleotide messenger RNA. RefSeq names its product transcriptional regulator Myc-1. Bases 370 to 1767 code for a protein of 465 amino acids. Lineage: Eukaryota; Metazoa; Arthropoda; Insecta; Coleoptera; Cerambycidae. Gene Ontology annotation, biological process: regulation of transcription by RNA polymerase II. The record is from RefSeq and is a predicted model, not a curated record. The transcript has 3 exons. Gene Ontology annotation, molecular function: RNA polymerase II cis-regulatory region sequence-specific DNA binding; DNA-binding transcription factor activity, RNA polymerase II-specific; protein dimerization activity.